AUGGAGCUAUGGGGGAUCUUGGGCUGCUUCCUGCUUGUUCUGCUUAUUAUUGCUGCGCUGCUGUCCAACGGGGUGGUGCUGAUCUGCUACCUAAUCUGCCCUGACAUCCGCAGGCAGGUCCCGGGAUUAUUUACCUUAAACCUCACCCUCUGUAACCUGUUGCUCACAGUUAUCAAUAUGCCCCUGACUAUGGUGGGAGUUAUUCAUGGCCAUCACCCAGGAGGUGAAGGACUUUGUAGGGCGGUUGGUUUUCUGGAAACUUUCCUGACCAGUAAUUCCAUGUUGAGCAUGGCAGCCUUGAGCAUUGACCGCUGGGUGGCUGUUAUAUUCCCACUAAGUUAUCAUUCUAAAAUGAGGUAUCAAGAUGCUGCUGUCAUUCUACUUUAUUCCUGGAUCCACUCUCUGUCUUUCCCAACUGUGGCCCUUUGCCUGUCCUGGGUAGGAUUUCAUCAAGGGUAUGGUUCUUGCACACUUUACAACAGCAGACCCGAGGAAGGGCGAUCUUUCCUUGCUUUCAUGGUUCUAUUCCACCUUCUAAGCUUCCUGCUUUCUUUCCUAGUCCUGUGUGUCACUUACCUACAGGUACUGAAAGUUGCUCGUUCUCAUUGCAGAAGGAUUGAUGUGAUCACAAUGCAGACCUUAGUGCUGCUGGUGGAUUUGCAUCCUAGUGUUAGACGGAGAUGUUUAGAGGAGCAGAAGAGAAGACGACAAAGAGCCACCAAAAAGAUCAGCACUUUCAUUGGAACAUUUUUGUUUUGUUUCUCUCCGUAUGUCAUCACCAGGUUGGUAGAGAUUUCCUCAUCAACUCCAAUCAGUUCUCAUUGGGGUGUUGUCAGCAGGUGCCUGGCUUACAGCAAAGCCUUAUCUGACCCGUUUGUCUAUUGUCUGCUGAGGAACCAGUAUAAAAGCUGCUGUCGAGACAUUGCGAACAAACUCUUAAAGCGCACUUCUGCCACAUCUUCUGAACAGCGGGGAAACUCAUACACAGGGAACUUGGCCCCUGGCACUGAAUAA
Messenger RNA from Bombina bombina (fire-bellied toad), 1014 nucleotides. RefSeq names its product G protein-coupled receptor 26 (gene GPR26). Gene Ontology annotation, molecular function: G protein-coupled receptor activity. The coding region runs from base 1 to 1014 and encodes 337 amino acids. The transcript has 3 exons. Gene Ontology annotation, cellular component: membrane. Gene Ontology annotation, biological process: adenylate cyclase-activating G protein-coupled receptor signaling pathway. Lineage: Eukaryota; Metazoa; Chordata; Amphibia; Anura; Bombinatoridae. The record is from RefSeq and is a predicted model, not a curated record.